Molecule: messenger RNA, 1994 nt
Organism: Trematosphaeria pertusa
Lineage: Eukaryota; Fungi; Ascomycota; Dothideomycetes; Pleosporales; Trematosphaeriaceae
Exons: 3
Coding region: 317-1870 (517 amino acids)
Source: RefSeq, a predicted model, not a curated record
GGGCCACCAGCUCGACCGCUAUCUGGUGGCUUUCGGCAAAGGUACGAGGAACUGCGUCGGGAAGAACUUGGGCCAGGCUGAGCUCUAUCUCACCCUUGCGGCAAUCAUCCCCAGGUUUGCCUUCAGCCUUGUUGAUACUGAUGAGCGGGACGUGGAGAUCGGGCGGGAUUGGUAUGUCAUGCAGCCGUUGCGGCGCAGCGAAGGAGUCCGAGCUAUGGUCACCGACGGUAUAUGAACUCUAGCGGCACAGCAUCGCUUUUCUUUUUGUCUUACUCGUUCCAUAGUUCCCCACAAGAAAGCCCAGCCUUUCGUCAAGAUGAAUGCCACCAAGAUCAUUAGCUACGAGCAGCUGCCUUAUGAGCUUCAAGAGCACAUCGUAGAAGUGCUGAGCGCAUCUGCUCUCCAAAGCUGGAGCCUUGUCAACAAACACGCCUACAUUCUCACUCUGCGACGUCGAUACCGCAGUGUGCGCUUCCAGACGCCAAGCGCCGCCUACGCCUUCUCCCACCACCGCCUCCACACCAGCCUCGGCAGCCCCCGACACGUCAGAAACGCCUUCGUCAAUUUACCUUCAAGCCUCAGCCGCUGCGAUCUGGAGAAGUACGCCUUGGCGAUCCAGCCCAUUCCUGCCGCAGCUCUCCGCACAUUUAGCGUGCAUAUCGGAAACGGCGCUACAUACUCCUCCUGGGCCCUUCCUCUGCUGCUGGGCGCCGAAUCUCACAUCAGAGCACUACGCGUCAAGUCGCGCAACGAGUCCUGGUUCGGCGUCUUCGACUGCACUACCUUCACCCAGCUGCGCUCCCUGGAACUGCGCACCACGAAUCAGGUCUUCUCGGCCCCUCAGUACUCCACACUGCUCCGCGUCGCGCUGCAAUGCACGGCCAAGACGCUCACCUCGCUCGACAUCGGCCACGCCACCACGUCAACGGCCGCAGAGCUGCACACCUCCCCGGGCCUGAAUCCUCUGCGCGGCUUCAUCUCCCAAUCCAGCCUCGAUCGCGCCGCCGCUCCGCACCAUCCGCAUCUAGAAUGCCUGGCGUUCCGGGACCUUGAUUUCGGCAGUGCGGAAGCGUUCGACUGGUCUAUUUUCGGCGCCCAUGGCCCUGAAACGUUACGUCUGCUACAGUGCUACAAUCUGGCCCCCAUGCUGGAGACGACGAUGCGCAAUCUCUUGCCUACAUGGAGGGAUUUAACCGCCUUGGAUUUCGUGCUGCCGAAUAUGAGGAUGCAGACUCAUCCUGCGAGUCUCGCGGCCCUGGAGGAUGCGUUGUGCUGCUGUGCGGCGGCGAAUCUGGGGCUGAAGCAUCUCAGGGUCGAGAUUCCCGCUGCGGGACGCACGCCGGAUGCUAGGGCGAUCGCGCUGCAUGGCAAUUUGGAGAGUCUGGUUGUCGGCGUCACGGAUGCUGACGGGCGGUGGUUGCCGUUCGAGGCGGACGAGCUGCAGACUGUUAUCGAGGGUUGCAUGCGGCUGCAGUUGGUCGGUCUCAUUCUCCCGCCCGUCGGAACGGACUCCGAAUACUAUCUCACCUCUCUUCGCCGUCUCCCACGCCUGUCCCACGUCCUAAUCGCCGGCGCCGCCGAAGCUUCCAGACCAGUGUACUCCCCAGCAUGGCUGCAUUGCGGCCCCCAAGGCACCCUGGACGCCGGGGACUUGGCGCUCUCAGCCUGCAGAUCGCUGGGCCGGGGACCGUGGUCGUCGGGGAAUAUCACUUUAGGCGUGCAUGCUGGUCCAUAUUACUGCGCCACCUGGACCGGGGAGCUAGCCUUCUUCGUAGCAGAUGGUGAUGAUGAUAAUGGAGCGGCGGCUCGGCGCGUAUCAUUUGGUGGUGCAGCGCUGACGGGACCCUUGUCGCGAGUGCUGCUGUGUUGAUGAUCAUAUAUGCGCAUUUUCACGCUCGAUAUAUUAAUUGGGGUAAUAAUGGGGUUGGGUCUGCCUUGGGUCGGUCGCGUUCCGAAAAUACAUGCCGCGGCCUGGGAUCGGGUCGCUUGGAUCG